ACAUAAAAAUCUACAGAAGAGUUUAGAGAGAGCACACAUUCAUCAUUCACACAAAGGAAUGAUGAAAAACAAAAUGAAAAGGGUGACUGUGUGAGUGGUAUAAGAAAUAGUAGAAAAAACAGAGGAGAGAGAGAAUAAGCACAGUGAAGAGAGUGAGAAACCUCAGGGAGAAAGCGACAGGGCAGAGAAAUAAAGGGUUGGGUGCCAGCCACCACAACAGUGAAUUCUGAAUAAUACACACAAACAUACAAUUACAAACAAAACCAGGUAAAUUUACCCUCAGAAAACUCUUAAAGAUUCUCGUGGCAUAAACAAGAGGGGAGAGUGGUUUUUUUUUUUUCCUGGGAUUUCUGUGAGGAAUCCACUGAAGGAGGAAGAGCAGGAGAUUUAUGUCUUCUUGGUUUUAUUUGGAAGUAGUGAUUGGAGCUCUGUUGCAGCUCGGGUUUGGUUAUGCUUGUGUUUGCUGCAUGCUACUCUGGCUAGUGUUCAAUACUGCUGUUUCGAUGAGUUUGAGGCCAAAACGGACAUGUCAUGGAGUUGUGGUUUGUUAUGGAGGCUUUCAGAUAAAAAAGUUCUCUAGUUUCUUCCUCCUUCUGAGAGUGGAUCUCACCUGAUAUUCUUGAAAUUUUGAGGUUUUCUUUUUGUUUUAUUUAAUUAAAAUUUUGUUUUUGUUUUGGUAAGCAAUUUUCUGGGUGUUUGAGGGGUUUUAGGGGUUUUGACCCAAAUUUUCACCAUGCUGGAGGCUCUUAAUCAAUCGGCUAAAACGAUGAAGAAACUGAAGCAGAAGCGAAAUCCAUUUCAUGACUCAAAAAUGACAAGGAAACUGCGCAUAAUUUGCGAUGAUCCUGAUGCUACCGACUCAUCAUCGGAUGAAGAGGAGCAUUUUGGGAACUGUAGGAAGGUUAAGAGAACUAUGGUUGAGAUUGCUCUUCCACCGGUUCCAGUUAACUCUCUCAUUGCAGCUGAAACCAGCACCGAGAGUUCCAACAAUGAGGAACUGAACAAGAAGAGGGUUUUGGCCAAAACUCCCUCUGUGAAGAGACAAACUUGUGGCAAGUACAAAGGUGUUCGGAUGAGGAAAUGGGGCAAAUGGGCUGCAGAAAUUCGCGAUCCUUUCAAGGGUGCGCGUGUCUGGUUGGGCACUUACAACACUGCAGAAGAAGCUUCUCAGGCCUAUGAGACCAAAAGGCUUGAAUUUGAAGCCAUGGCCAAGGCUUUGUCUGAUGGGAGGAGCAACAACAACAACAACACUGGCACCAACAACAAUAACCACGUUGUUGCAUCUGUUGUAACUGUGGCUGCCUCAGAAAAGAAGAACUCCAACUACUAUGUUUCUUCUGCUGCAGAUGCUGCAGAAUCUGCAACAGACUCCAAGUCUGCUACCAUCGACUACUCAGAGAGUAGUAUCCUGUCACACACAUCUCCAUAUUCUGUGCUUGAGUUGGAUACCUCUGCUUCCAAUUUGACUGUGAGUGGUAAAGUUUCAGGCAAUGAAGUUGUUGAGACUAAAGGUUUGGAGACUGAAGUUGCUGAGAUUGAGACUGAAGGUUUAAAAGCUGAAAGUUUUGAAGCUGAAUUUGCUGAGCUAGAUAUUCCUGAUUUGAGUAUGCUGAGUGUGCCACACCCAUCUGCUGUUGCUGCCAAUGCUGCCAAUGUUGCCAAUGUUGGUGCUCCAUCUGAGUUUGAAUUUGAUUGGUUUGCAUUAGACAGUCUGGAGCAUGGAUUUGAUGAUGAUCUUGCUGCCUUGGAAGACAUUCAGAUAUAUGGGUUUGAUGACGGUCAGCCUAGUGAGCUUCCUGAUUACGAUUUUGAUGACAUUGGUGCUGAUGAGUUUGCUGGUUGGAUUGAAGAACCCCUCAAUAUACCUUGCGUAUAAGUUUUGCAGCUAUAGAGUAGUAUUAUAUUUAAAAUUUUGUGCUAUUUGCUUACAAUUGUUGUAGUUUUGUGAGAUCUGAGGAUUAAAUCUGGUCCCGGGUAGUGUUUUGUGAGUUGAGUUUUAAUUUAUUUGUUUGUUUAGAGAGAUAGAAGAUGUAUGAGAGGCAAAGGGAGAAUUGCCUUGGGUUUUCUUGUGCUAUUAGAGCCGUCCAAGGGGGUUCUCCAUAGACUGUAAUCAUGAGUUCUGAGUGUGUAGAAGACAUUUCCGUUCACAAAUUUAUUAUCUCCGCCCAUCAAA
Messenger RNA from Vigna radiata var. radiata (mung bean), 2173 nucleotides. Its product is annotated as ethylene-responsive transcription factor ERF118. The transcript is spliced from 3 exons. Gene Ontology annotation, biological process: regulation of DNA-templated transcription. Bases 734 to 1876 code for a protein of 380 amino acids. The record is from RefSeq and is a predicted model, not a curated record. Lineage: Eukaryota; Viridiplantae; Streptophyta; Magnoliopsida; Fabales; Fabaceae. Gene Ontology annotation, molecular function: DNA-binding transcription factor activity; DNA binding.